GAUCAGGUGCCCCAGCCCAUCAAGGAUGGACUUACUGACUGGCUUAUGAGACGGUUCUACUUAGAACCAUAUCUAGGUCACCCAGAAAAUCACCCGUUACGAGAGGCCGUGACCAGGAUGAUACGUCAGGAUGCCCUGAAGAUCUACAGGGAUAAAAAAGCAAAAUUCAAGAAGACUUGGUUCACUGACAGGGGUGGGUCCCAGAGGCUGGCAGAACUGGAGGGUCAACCUCCGUAUGGGAUGCCUCCACAGGUGUGGAGUUAUCUACUGGGUUACUGGACCAGCGAGCCCCGGCUGAUUGCUGCCCAAAGAAACACGACAAACAGGCAGCAACAAAAUAAUUUUGUCAGUACUCACGGUCGGCAGUCAUACGCUCAGCGUGAAUGGCGUUACGCUGAAGAUAAUGACGGGCGACGUGAGGACCCGCCCGAGUUUUAUUUGCGGGCCCACACGAGACGAGAUGGGAUGGUGCAGGACGCAGUUAUGCCCAUUUAUGAGCGGCUUCUUGAUACCCACCAAAGACUUUCCCAAGUGCCCAAUACCCCGCCUACGCAGACAUAUGUGGACGCUUUAAGGACACGAUCGGGACAUACUCGUGUGGUUGGGCGUGUGGUUAGGGGAACACGUGGACUGAAUGUCCCCCUCCCAGAGGAUAUAGAGCAACCCUUCCCAGCCCAGCAGUCACCGUCCUUUAACGUCAAUGAUAUGUUCGCCCAGGGUAGCUCUUGGACCCAGUCAUCAUUCAAAGACGGACCUAGCACGUCAUCAUCCCAUGCUGGGCCUAGCACGUCACGGGCCCCCACACAGCGGUUGGGUAGUGAUAGUGAUAGUGAUAGUGAUAGUGAUGAUGAAAGUGAUUAGUUUUCCUUUUUUUUAUUGUUUGUAUUCAUCGUUUAACUGAAGUGUGAUUUCCUUUUGUAA
Erigeron canadensis is the source of this 921-nucleotide messenger RNA. RefSeq lists its product as uncharacterized. Lineage: Eukaryota; Viridiplantae; Streptophyta; Magnoliopsida; Asterales; Asteraceae. The transcript is spliced from 4 exons. The coding region runs from base 46 to 861 and encodes 271 amino acids. The record is from RefSeq and is a predicted model, not a curated record.